AUGAACAAAAUGAAUGAUUUAGAUAUCGAAGAAUAUAACAGGAAUAUAAUACAAGAACUUAAUGAAGCCGCUGAAGAAGGUGAAUAUCCGUUGUGUAUGUUUUUACAUGACCUCAUAGAAAUAGACAUGGAAUCAAAUUUUAGUUAUAAAUAUAUAAUUAUAGAUAGAUUGGUUGAAAUAUGUAUAGAUUCUAUUAAUAAGAAGAUGUUUUCUUUAGCUGAUGAGUGCAUGUAUUUUAUGCGUUAUUGUAUAGAUAAAUGUAUAAAUUUAAAAGAUGAGAUAAUAAAGAAUAAUUCAUUUUUUAAUAAUAUGAAUAUUAUAAUAGACAUAUGUUCAAAAGAAAAGGUUUAUAAUAAUGAUAGUUUGUAUAUUUUUGAAAAAACAUUUUUUUUUUUUAUUCUUGAUUUAAAUAAUAAUAUGGAUGAUUUUAUUAAUUUAUGGAAAAUAUAUAAAAAUGAAUUGAUAGAUUUUUAUACUACUUUAAUAUAUAUGAUAUCAAUAACUAUAUCUGAAUUUUAUGUUAUAUUAAAAAAUAUAAAAGGAGAGGAUAAUGUUGAUAUAGAUUAUAUACAUAUUGGUUGUGAAUUAAUGAAGUUAAUAGAAAUAUGUUUAGAUUUGUCACUUGUUAUAUUUAAUAAUAUAGACAAGAUAGAAAAUAUAGAUAUGUUAGAAAAUCAUAUAAGUGUUAUGAUUAAAAAUUUUCAUGAUAUACCUGACAUCGAAAUAAAAAGAAAAAUCAUGUUAAUGAUGAAAGCUAUAAAUAAAAAGAAUAUAUGUGACAAAGAAUGGAAUGAAGAGAUUAAUAAUUUUAAUAUAAAAUAUAAUUUGUUAAGUAAUGCAUCAAAUAAACAAAAAUAUAAAAACAAGAAAAAUAAGAAGAAAAAUAAGAAUAAUAAUUAUUAUAAUUAUCUAAAUAUAACAAAAGAUAAAGAACAUAUAAAUAUAAAUUAUUUAAAAACUAAUUCUUAUAUAUAUAUAAACAAUUGUUAUCUUUUUCUUAAUACAUAUGAAGAAAAUCUUAACCAUAUAACAAUGAAUACAUCACCAAGUAGAUGUAACAAAAUAAAGUUAUCUUCAUGGGGAUAUAAAGGAUCGUUGUUAAUAAAUUUCUUCUAUUCUUAUUUUUAUAAUACUAAGCAGAAAUUAUUAGUAGUUAUCUCAUAUGAUAAUAUGAAAAUAAGAUCUGAUCCCAAUUACAAAUCUGUAUUUUUUUAUUUCAAAAAGGGAGAAAUAUCGGGUGUUCUGUCCAACAAACUGAGGAAUACCUUUAAAGAUAAAUUUUUGGAUAAUCUUGAAAUAUGUAUUAAACUAAGCUCAAAAGAUAUAUGUAACAAUGUACAUGAACUUAUGAUGUGUCGUAUUAAUAAAGAAAAGUUUAGUGUCGAUGAAAGACAUAAAAAGAAGGAACUAUAUUAUAUUGAAAAAGAACAUAAUUUACCAGAAGAUACGUUUAAUAAUACUAUGGAAAAUGUUGAUAAUAUGGAUAAUGAUCAAAUUUGUGAAAAUGAUGUUAAGGAUAAUAUGGAAGAGAUAUUUCAAAAUAAACAAAAUAAACAAAAUAAUCAUAUAUAUUUUAAUAAUUUAGGAAGAAAUCAUAUCUCCUUAAUUAAUACUAAUAAUUUAAAAAAUGAAGAAAAGUUAGAACGAAGAAAAGUUAGUUUUGCAAGUACAAAAGAAUUGUGUUUAUUGAAUGAUGAUAUUUCUGUAGAAACCAAAACCAUGUUAUUAGAAGAAUCAAUAUUAAAGCAUGUCCAUUCCAAAUAUAAUAAUAAAUACAUGAACAGUAAUAUUAUAUAUGAUAAACACGAAAGUAUACAUUAUGAUAACAAUAAAAAAAGUUUAAGGGAAAAUUCUGGAAGUAUGAGAAAUGAAAAUUUAUUAUUUAUUCAUGACAAUCAUAAAAAGGAAAAGGUAGAACCUAUCAAAAUUAGUUACGCAACUACACGGGAUUUAAUUGGGAAAAAAGAAUAUUCGAAAGGAAAAUUAGAAGUACAGAACAAUAAUAUAGAUGGCGAUGAAAGAGGGGAUAAUAAUAAUGUAAAAGAUGAUGAAAAAGGGGAUAAUAAUAAUAUAAAAGAUGAUGAAAAAGGGGAUAAUAAUAAUAUAAAAGAUGAUGAAAAAGGGGAUAAUAAUAAUAUAAAGGAUGAUGAAAAAUGGGAUAAUAAUAAUAUAAAGGAUGAUGAAAAAUGGGAUAAUAAUAAUAUAAAGGAUGAUGAAAAGUGGGAUAAUAAUAAUAUAAAAGAUGAUGAAAGAGGGGAUAAUAAUAACAUGGACAAUGUAAAAAGAGUAUAUAAUAAAAAUAUCAAAGAGACAACAUUAAAUUAUAAGAGCCUUUUGGUUAAUCAUGUAAUUCCUAAGGGUAAACAAAUAAAUGAUGAUAAAAAUAGAAAUGAAGAUUAUUAUGCAUAUAGAGAUAAUACAGAAAAAAAGAACGAGAAGGAACAUAUGCUGAACAAUUAUAUUCAUGAUAAAGAAAAAAUGAAAAUAAUAGAUAAUGAGUAUAAUACAAAUAAUAAAGAAGAUACACCUAUAAAUAUAUAUAAAAAAAAUGAAAAUAUUUAUAUAUCAAAGGAAUGUAAUACAAAUAAUAAUGACAAUAAUGACAACAAUGACAAUAAUGACAAUAAUAAUAAUAAUAUUUAUUAUUAUAAUAAUUAUAAUAAUGAAGGAGAAAAAAAUACAGACAAUCAAAGUAUUUCAAAGCAUUUACAAAAUAAAGAUAAAAAGAAAUAUACCAAUUCCAUAGAAAAUGAAGCAUUAAUAAAAAAUAAUAUAAAAAAUGAUGAAAAAUAUAUAAAUAAUCAAAAUAAUAAAGAAAGGAAAAUAUUACAUCAUAAAAAUAAUAUGAUAAACAAAAAUGAUUUAGAAUCAACUCCUCAAUUAGAAAUGUCAGAUAUUUUAAAUAAUUCACAAAAUAAAUAUUCUAUAAAUAAAGACUAUAUUAUAAAAUCGCCCAUAGAAAUUGUUCGGAAAUUAUUGAACUUUGAUGAGAAACAAAAAAAUAUUGAGGAAUGUAUAGAGAACUUAAAUAAUUAUAAUAUAUAUGAUAAAAAUCAAAAUGAAAAUGAAUUAAAAGAAGAUCAAAUAAAUCAUCUUAAAUAUGAUCAUAUGAAUAGUAUGGUUAAUCAUAAUAACAAUAUUCAUGAUAAUGUAAAUAAUUUGUGUAUGAUAAAUAGAGAAGAAAAUAUCAUAACAAAAACAAAAAAUACAACAGAAAAAUACUCUAAUAUUUUUAAGAAUAGUAAUCAUAAAAUUAAAUGCAAUAAUAACCAGGACAACUAUUUAAUAAAUAGAAGAAAUGAAAAGAAGGAGAAAUCUAAAAUUAAUAAAAAUAAAAAUAAAAAUAAAAAUUAUUAUCGUAAAGAAUAUAAUGAUGAAGAAAAAAAAGAGAAAGAUCAUAUAAAUCAUAACAUAAAUGAUGAUAAUUUUAUAAUGAAAAAUAAUAAUAUAAAAAAUGUGCAACCAAAUCAAAAAAGACAAGAUGUAGUAGUACAUGAUGGUAAUAUUAUGUCAAUUAAUAAUAAAGAGGAAAUACAUGAACAUGAUACUCCAAGAAAAAAAAAAAAAAAAUUUACAAACAUUAAUUUAGAUAAUAAUUCAAAUGAAUAUUCACAAGUUGUAAAUAUAUCAGGUUAUGAUGAACCUAGUAAUGAAUUAAUUUUUAAACAUGAAAGUAAUGUUAUAUCACCAUGUAAUAUUGAUAAAAGUUGUUUAAGUAGUAGGAGCAAAAAAAGGAUAUCUACAACAAUGAUAAAUAAUACCACACCUAACAAUAAUAAUAAUAAUAAUAUGAAUUAUUAUAAUAAUACAUACUGUAAAGAAACAAACGAUACUUAUUCAAAAAAUCCUAUAGAUUCACCUUAUCCUAUUAAAAAAGUGAAAUACAAUUAUUAUUAUGAUUCUAAACUAUCUGAACUAUUAAAAAAAGAAGAUAAUUUAGAAAAACUGUCAGCCAAAUAUUUAAUUCGAGCUUACACAUUAAUUCAAUAUAAUAAAAGAUAUGUACAUAUUCAAAUCAUUGAUUAUUUUAGAUACAUAAAAAAAGAAAUUCUCUUAUCAUAUGAUAACAUUAAUAUAAAAUAUAAUAAAUUAUUAAAUCAUAUACAAUCACAACAUCAUAACAAAUUACAAAAUAUAUUAAUAAAAUAUUAUAAACAUUUAAAGGAACAUACUAACCAAAAAAAAAAUUUUAAUCUUAAUAAAAAUAUUCCAAAAUCUAUCAAUAGAAACAUAAUAAAAAUUAAAAUUAAAUCCUUAUACGAUACACUUAACAUAGUUCAAAGAACUAUGAAAGAUAAAAUAUUAAAUUCAACAAUUAUGCUUAAUUAUAAACAAAGUGAUAUUUAUACUCCAUCCUUUUCUUUAGGAACUAUAAUAUCAAAAUAUUCCAUAUAA
Molecule: messenger RNA, 4395 nt
Organism: Plasmodium reichenowi
Lineage: Eukaryota; Apicomplexa; Aconoidasida; Haemosporida; Plasmodiidae
Exons: 2
Coding region: 1-4395 (1464 amino acids)
Source: RefSeq, a predicted model, not a curated record